Molecule: messenger RNA, 1852 nt
Organism: Heteronotia binoei (common prickly gecko)
Lineage: Eukaryota; Metazoa; Chordata; Lepidosauria; Squamata; Gekkonidae
Gene: TARBP2
Product: TARBP2 subunit of RISC loading complex
Exons: 9
Coding region: 166-1260 (364 amino acids)
Biological process (GO): regulation of viral transcription; regulation of miRNA processing; regulation of siRNA processing
Cellular component (GO): RISC-loading complex
Molecular function (GO): pre-miRNA binding; siRNA binding; double-stranded RNA binding
Source: RefSeq, a predicted model, not a curated record
UCCUGCGGACAAGGUGUUCGCGUGGACUCCAGGUUCCGAGAUGCGCCUGGAAGAGUUUGGGAGGCGGCAGAGGGCCGUCGCUUCCUCUCGCCCGGCCAUUGCAAGCGGGGCUGGAGGGCGGCAGGCGUUGUGGCGGUGGUGGCGGCGGCGGGGCAGGAGGAGGGAAUGAGCGAGGAGGAGGCGGAGGAGCCUUGCGGGAGCGCGAGGAGCUGCGGCGGCUUCCCCAGUAUAGAGCAAAUGCUGGCGUCCAACCCCGGCAAGACCCCUAUCAGCCUGCUGCAGGAGUAUGGGACGCGCAUAGGCAAAACGCCCGUCUACGACUUGCUCAAAGCCGAGGGACAAGCACACCAGCCCAACUUCACCUUCCGUGUCACUGUCGGUGACAUCAGCUGCACUGGCCAAGGCCCUAGCAAAAAAGCAGCCAAACACAAGGCAGCAGAAGUGGCACUCAGGCUCCUGAAGGGAGGCAACAUGUUGGAGCCAGCAGCCCCAGAGGAAGCCAGCUCUCCUUUCUCUCUAGAGCCCCUGGCUCAGACCGCCACUCCACCUGCCACCACACCAGUGCCUGUCUUGCCGGUUGCGUCUCCCAGGAGCUCCCCGUUGGACAUGAAGUCCCCAGUAUCACCACAGCAGUCCGAGUGCAAUCCGGUUGGGGCCCUGCAGGAGCUGGUGGUGCAGAAAGGUUGGCGGCUUCCUGAAUAUACAGUCACCCAAGAAUCGGGACCAGCACAUCGCAAGGAGUUCACCAUGACCUGUCGUGUCGAGAGGUUCAUGGAAAUAGGCAGUGGCACUUCUAAAAAACUGGCCAAGCGUAAUGCUGCAGCAAAGAUGCUGGUGCGGAUUCAUAAUGUGCCCCUGGACCCCCGAGAGGGCAGUGAGGCCGAAGUGGAGGAGGACCAGUUCUCUAUUACCACAGGAAACAAGCUGGAUGGGGUGAAGGGUCGGGGCUCUGGCUGUACCUGGGACUCUCUGCGCAACUCAGCUGGGGAGAAAAUCCUGCACUUGAAGAGCCACCCCUUGGGGGUGCUGAGCGCCGGAUUCUGCAGCCUCUUGCAGGAGCUUUCUGAAGAGCAGAGCUUUGAUAUCAGCUACCUUGACAUUGAUGAGAGGAGCUUGAGCGGCCUUUACCAGUGCCUGGUGGAGCUCUCCACACAGCCAACCACGGUGUGCCACGGCUCAGCCACCUCCCGCCACGCUGCCCGGGCUGACGCUGCCCGCAACGCCCUGCAGUACCUCAAGAUCAUGGCAGGGGGGAAGUGACGUAACCAAACGCCACCCCAGGACUCUGGGGCUUCCCAAAGGGCUGGGCUCUGUUGCCUGCCAAUUGGGCAGGCUGCUUCAUUUUCUUCUGACUCGGAGGGGAUGGGGUGGGCAGACCGACAGCGAACGGGCUGCACCCCCCCAGUGUUCUGUGGGGUAGAGAAGGGCAAUGACUUCAAGCUGGAAUGAAGACUUGGGGUUUGCGGUACCUGCAAGCUCCAAAGGAGGUUGGCGGAGACUUGCAGCCCUGAGCCCUAAAGGGCUGGGACCGGCCCACUGUGGCCUCAUCAGAGGUUACCCCACUUCUUCUUGUAGGAGGGGGAUGAGAACUGGAUUUCGAAAAUUGGAGCUUUAUAAGGAGGUGUUGUCUUUUGCCCAUUGGACCUUGAAAGCGAAAGCAAUUGGUGUAGAACACACGCUGCUACGGAACUACAUACCUCUUGACGGCUGCCCCAGGAGGGCUGAGGCCCAGUUUCUGCCUACAGCAGAAUCAAAGUUUUUUUCCUAGACUAUGUCUCUUCAGGCUGCAAGAGAGGAAUUGUGUGUUUGAAUGCUGGCCCAUUUUAAAAGAAAUAAAAGGGAACUGACAGUG